This is a messenger RNA of Sinocyclocheilus anshuiensis, 870 nucleotides long. RefSeq names its product dynein light chain 4, axonemal-like. Gene Ontology annotation, biological process: microtubule-based process. The transcript has 4 exons. Gene Ontology annotation, cellular component: dynein complex. NCBI's taxonomy places the organism in Eukaryota, Metazoa, Chordata, Actinopteri, Cypriniformes, Cyprinidae. Bases 193 to 513 code for a protein of 106 amino acids. The record is from RefSeq and is a predicted model, not a curated record.
AAGCAAGCUAGCAAGCUAGCAGUUUUCCUUAUAAGUUGCUGUUCGCUUUCCAAAACAAAGCUAAUAAUCGCUUCAUAAGCAUGCAGGACUAUUACUAACUAUUCUAAAAUAUGUUUAUAUGACAUUUACUUCAACAAAAAGUACUAUGGCAUUAGCAUUGUUGUUUGGACAUUGAAGCAAGAGCUAAACAUCAUGGCAGAGACCGUCGAUGGCAAGAAGGAUGAGGCAGACUACAAGAGACUACACAGCUUUCCUCUCAUAAGGCACACAGAUAUGUCUGAGGAGAUGCGGGUGGAGGCCAUGGAGCUCUGCGUUACGGCGUGCGAGAAGUUUGUCACUAAUAAUGAGAGUGCCGCCAAAAUGAUAAAGGAGUCUAUGGAUAAGAAGUUUGGGAGCUCUUGGCAUGUGGUGAUUGGUGAGGGCUUCGGUUUUGAAAUUACACACGAAGUGAAGAACCUGCUUUACAUGUUCUUCGGUGGAGGUUUGGCGGUGUGCGUAUGGAAGUGUUCCUAACACUAAAUGACUGUCUGACAAACACUUUUUCAUGUGCUUUCUGACUUUAUAUUCAGGGUGCAUCAUUUCUUACGGUUUAUUUUGAAUGAAGCGUUUUAUGUUUUCUUCUCUGUUUUAACUGUUCUCUCAAAGCUGACAGGCCAUCUGUUGGUUUUAUUGUCCAUCUCUGUCACUCUUUCUCCAUCUGUGUUCUAUCUGUACAUCCUCAGUUGCUUAUGAUAAUUUCCAUUCCUUUCAUUUUUUCUGAAGGACAAAGUAUUUUUAUAAGACAAAUCCUAUUUUUUAAUUAAUAUGUGAAUACAUAUGAUCUGUUUUUAAAACUUUAGAUAUUUUAUAGGAGUUGUACAUUUUGCACAG